AUGAAGCAUGCCACCUCCCAAGACUGCGCAGAAGCUCUCCUGCAUGGGUGGAUCAGCCGUUUUGGCGUCCUAGAUAACAUCACCUCUGACCGAAGGCCUGCCUUCACAUCCCAACUAUGGAAGUCUCUGGGAGAUCUAAUGGGAACAAAUAUCCAUCACACCACUGCAUAUAACCCAGCAGCCAAUGGCCACAGUCCUGCAGACAACAACCACCUCGCUACACUACGUCAAACCGUGGGGAAGUACCGGCCAUGUAUCCAGACAUAUAAGAAGUUGCCUCCACGACACCUUCCAGAGUUACUCCACACGUGCAAGUAUGUCUUUGUAAGGAACGACGCCCACAGAUCACCCUUCACCCGCCCUUAUCGUGGUCCAUAUGCUGUCCUGGAGCGCAAUCCUAAGGCUUACCGCCUCAGCAUAGCCGGACGCAGCGACUGGGUGUCCAUCGACCGCCUGAAGCCUGCCUAUGUAUAUGAAGAGGACCCGCCGUCCAGCUCAGCCCGUGCGGGGGGCCCGCCUCACACUCCACCCCAUAAGAACGGACCUGCCUCCACUUCAACUCGUGAGGAUGGCCCUCGUCUCGCCUCCUCUCGAACCGGACAGACCAUUCGCCAGCCACACAGGCUCAACCUUUAG
Messenger RNA from Scylla paramamosain (green mud crab), 636 nucleotides. RefSeq lists its product as uncharacterized. NCBI's taxonomy places the organism in Eukaryota, Metazoa, Arthropoda, Malacostraca, Decapoda, Portunidae. Bases 1 to 636 code for a protein of 211 amino acids. The record is from RefSeq and is a predicted model, not a curated record. Gene Ontology annotation, molecular function: nucleic acid binding. The transcript has 2 exons.